Messenger RNA from Porites lobata, 556 nucleotides. The record is from the annotation of a GenBank genome assembly. NCBI's taxonomy places the organism in Eukaryota, Metazoa, Cnidaria, Anthozoa, Scleractinia, Poritidae.
CAAGAUAAGUGGUUGUCCAACUUUAUUAUUGAUGAAUACCUGAGGCUUAUUCAAGUGACCUGUGCAGCUAACAACAGUUUGGCAGCUGAAACCUUGCCAUGUGAGUUGUUUGAGAGAGCAGUUGGUUCACUUCCAGUGCAUCGCUUGUUGAAAGGGAGAAAUCCACUUCUGCUUCAGGAUGUAGUCCUUGUGCCAUGCAAUACCCCAGAGUCUGAGCACUGGACUCUUCUAGCAGUUCUGCCAAAGGAGAAAUCUGUUGUUGUCUUAGACAGUAUGCCAAGUAACCACAUUAAACAUACAGGUCUUGAUGCUAUUUCUAAGAUGUGUGGCCUUCUCCAAGAGAUCAACGGCAAUGUAGACCUGAAUCAGUGCAAGCUUAUAGUGAACAAAAAAGGAGAUUUUCCUGAACAGACCAAUGACUAUGACUGUGGAGUGUUCACUUGCUUGUAUGCAAGAUGUUUGCAGGGUUGGUUAUGGUGAGAUAAUCAGUGAUGGCAGCAUCUCAGAUUUCAGGAAACUCAUGCUGUUGGAAUUGCAUCAAAGAAAGCUACUGUGA